This is a messenger RNA of Rosa chinensis, 2995 nucleotides long. Its product is annotated as inactive leucine-rich repeat receptor-like protein kinase CORYNE. The transcript is spliced from 2 exons. The record is from RefSeq and is a predicted model, not a curated record. Bases 766 to 1941 code for a protein of 391 amino acids. Gene Ontology annotation, molecular function: protein kinase activity; ATP binding. NCBI's taxonomy places the organism in Eukaryota, Viridiplantae, Streptophyta, Magnoliopsida, Rosales, Rosaceae. Gene Ontology annotation, biological process: protein phosphorylation.
GAGAGAAAAGAAGGAAAAAAAAAAAAAAAAAACAGAGGAGCCUCUGAGACAGAGAGAGAGAGAGAGAGAGAAACAUUGUUUGUUUUCUAUUUCGAACAUUUUGAGGGACAAUAAUAGUGGGUACGGGGUAGUAGUAUUAGGACGGGUAUAUGGUUUAAGGGAUCGGCAAGUCCAACUCUCUCUUUUCUUUUCAUAUAUUUCUUUUGUUCUGUUUGGCGACCAUUUUGGGUUGGGUGUUUUUUUUGGUACUUGUAAUAUUUUUGAUAUGGUAAAAGAGUCAGAGAUAAGGAGUGUAGAUGAUGAUGAUGAUGGGUUGUUGGAGAGGUAAGAGAUGCGAAUAGGUGACGAAAUAUAUGAUUCUUUGCGUCUUUUCUUGAGAGAAAAUACCAGGAAAAAUUCGAUUUUUAGGUGAUAUUCCUCCUACUUGAAGCCUACUUGAAGCCUCUCUCUCAUGGGUUUUCUCUGCACUUUUAAGCACUGGUGGACUGGGUUGCAUUUUCUGCGUCUCCAAUCUCCACGGAGGUUAAAGCCUUGAAAAAACAAAGGCUCAAAGAUUUCAGCUUUUUGAGACUAAAGUUGAGAGCUUUAGUGGUGGUCUUGUUCAUUUUCAUCUGGGUUUUAUUUGUUUAGCUUCAAGCUCUCUUGGGUUUGUGGUGGUGGUACUAUAACAUGUGGGUUUCAGUUUAACUUUUUGUGAAACUUGCUUCCUUUGCUUUCACUGUCUUGCAACUUUUGAGAGAUUUGUGGCUUUGUUGUUUCACUCCAAUGGGUAGAGCAAGAAGUACUUCAAGUUUCAAGUGUAGAAUCACUAGGCUGCUUCUGCUUCUGCUUUUGCUAUUCCUGUUCUGCUCAACUAUUCAGUGCCAAGAAACUGAGCCUCCAUCGCCGUCAAAGCACCCUCACUCCAAGAACAACGAGCUUGAAAGAAUCAUUCUUAGUCUUGUGUUGGGAGUGUUGACCGGACUCAUACUUGCUCUUAUCUCUGCUUUCAUUGUCCACUGCUUUGUUCGCUACAUUAGCAGAACCCCAAUUCUCAAGGGCCCUGUAAUUUUCUCCCCGAAAAUCGCUCCGAAAACGCUCCAAUUAGCACUGGCGAGUGAGAAUCAGUUGCUUGGUUCGAGCCCAAAUGGCAAGUACUACAGGACUGUGCUUGACAAUGGGCUCAUUAUUGCAGUGAAGCAGCUGGAGCCCUUUUCCGAGUGUGGCUCACCCGAGGCUCAGAGCAAGUCUGCCAAGAGAAGGAUACAGCAGGAGCUGGAAGUGCUUGCUGGCCUGAGACAUAGGCAUUUGAUGAGUUUGAGGGCUUAUGUUCGCGAGCACGAUAGGUUCUCUUUGGUUUAUGAUUUUGUCCCCAAUGGGAGCCUGGAGGAUGCUAUGAAUAGAGUUAGGGAGAAUCAGUUGCAGCUCAGUUGGGAGGUUCGGCUUCGUAUUGCAGUUGGGGUGAUUAAGGGGCUUCAGUAUCUUCAUGCAUAUGUGCCUCAGAUUAUGCAUAACAACUUGAAGCCGAGAAAUGUUAUGUUGGAUGCUGAGUUUGAACCGAGGUUGGGAGAUUAUGGGUUGGCUAAGCUCACUCCCCAUUUGGAUGGGGCAUUAUCUGGUUACACUGCUCCAGAGUGUUUCCAGAAUGACAGGUACACUGAUAAGAGCGACAUUUUCAGCUUUGGGAUGAUAUUGGGAGUUUUACUAACUGGUAGAGACCCAACUGAUCCCUUCUUUGGGGAAACAUCUAGCGGAGGAAGUUUAGGACGGUGGCUGCGGCACUUGCAGCAUGCAGGGGAGGCACGGGAAGCGUUAGAUAAGAGCCUUAUUGGGGAAGAAGGAGAGGAAGAUGAAAUGUUAAUGGCGGUGAGAAUUGCUGUCGUAUGCUUAUCAGAUGUGCCAGCAGAAAGACCCUCAAGUGAUGAACUUGUUCACAUGCUAACCCAACUGCACAGUUUUUAAAGCAAAUGUAAGUAUUUUGAUUGAAGCUCCUGUUUCUGUAGAUUUAGGGGAACUAGACUCCAGAAAUAUUUGCUUCAGGUUUUGGUCCGAAAUCUGCACAUUUCUUUUAAGAAUUGUAUGCUAUCUGGUGUAUUAUGUGUAUAUUGGCUGCGAGUGAAGAAGCUGCAAGUCAGUCGGGGACACUUUCAACUUUAGAGCAACAAUGACCAGAUCAACCCAUGUGGGACACUUUCUCCAUUAUUGUGUUUUCACCUCCUAAUGAUGGUAGGGUUUUUCCGGACAAAACUUUUUGAAUCGGGCCCUUUUAACCCGAGAUUAGACAAUUCACCAGACUUAUGCCGCAGUCACCAUUACUCUGUAAAUGCACAACUUCUAAAGCAUAGAAUCAAGCUUCUUAUUUUUCCAACUGCUUAAUUUUUCUUCACUAGCCAUGACUUUAACAUGAGCAUCUCAGUCAUUUGAUAACCCUACUUCUGUUAUUCAUCUUUGCAAGUUUCUUUUUCACUUUCUUGCUGUGAUCCUCAUGAUUCUGUUCUGGAAGCCGGUAUUAAUUUAGUUUGUCUUUGCCUAAAGUAUUGUCAAAACAUGAAUCCACCACAUGUGAGUGUACCAGGAAAUGUGAGUGUACCAGGAAAAAGUCUGGAGGGAAAAGUAUGUGGUGGCCCUGGUUAUUGAGAAACUAGGCAGCUCAUGCAUCUGGGGCCAAAACUAGCAUAUGCCUGGGAAAAAAAGCAUGAGGGGAGUAAAAAAAGAUGAGGUAACCACUUCCAGCUGUGAAUGCAGCAAUGCUUUUGACCCCAUUGCCACAAUGCCAAGUAUUGGUGGUGUGACUGGUGCUCGUGGCUUCUUAUUAGUCUUGUAUUACAAUUUCAUAGACACGUGAAAUGGAAUUAUGGAACUGAAAGUUAUAGUAAUUAAAUAUUUUGAGGCCAGUUCAUGUCCCUGUAUGGGGAAAUGACCUGGGGUUAUUUUCCCACAUUUGUUUAAAAACACUCCCCAUUCAAUCUUAUAGUAACGGACAGUAAUAUUGUACUUGAUUUCUGGAUAUAAUAUG